GAUUCAAACGCUAAAAUCACUCACAGAUCUUCACAUCAAUCACUCCCAAACCCAAAAAUGGCUUCAAUCAAAUCCGCUGCAUUGCGAUACAGCUCUUUCGAUUCUCGAUCUUCGACUCAGUCUCACCAGUCCGAUCCAUCGUCCUCCACCGAGCUCAACAAACCCAAGCAAUCCUCCCUCAAACGCCUCAUCGCCGGAUCCACCGCCCGCCGGAGCCAAUCUCCGGCCGCGGCAGCAGAGCACAACUCUUCGCGUGCCAUCGUCAAGGCCAAAUCGUCGGACGUAGCUCAGGUGAGAGUGAAGAACGAUGAGAAUUUUAGUGCAAUGGUGAAGAAAUUGAUAGAGAAGAGGGCGGCAAAGCCGAAGAAGGCGGCGAAUUUGGUCAUUCCGGCGGAUUUUAUAGCGGAGGAUUUGAAGAAGACUGCAAAGAAUGGGUCGAAUUUCUCCGGUUUGCAUCGGAAGCUGUUUGGAAAGGGGUUGGGGUCGGGGUCGGUGGGGAGUGAGAAGAAGGCUUUGACGGAGGUGAAAUCGAAUACGAGGACUCUGGCUAUGGUGCUUAGGAGUGAGAGGGAGCUUUUGAGUCAGAAUAAGGAGCAGGAAGGAGAGAUCACUGAGCUCAAGAUGAUGCUAGAGGGGAAAAACAGAGAGGUAAUAUAUACUCAUGUUAUGGAUAUAUAUGAUAUGUAUAUGCAUGUGUUUGAGUAUAUGGAUAUAUCAUAGUUUUUGAUUUAAUUGUUGAAAUUUGAAGAUUGAAAAUGCAUUACUGGGAUUGCAAGAAAUAUCAAAGCUUUUAAUGAAUUUGAAUGUACCCCUGUUUCUCAGGAAAAAAAUAUGUUUCUCAAAAAAUGGAACUUCAAGUUUUGAAUUUGACGUGCUGAUAAAACAUUGGUUGUUUUAUUUUUAUUUGUUUUAAUGUAUUUGAUGGUGUCUAAAUUUGUGAUAUUGUGAGAAGACAGAGAUUGUAGAUUUGACAUU
This is a messenger RNA of Camellia sinensis, 975 nucleotides long. The record is from RefSeq and is a predicted model, not a curated record. Lineage: Eukaryota; Viridiplantae; Streptophyta; Magnoliopsida; Ericales; Theaceae.